Dujonia railenensis is the source of this 930-nucleotide messenger RNA. The record is from the annotation of a GenBank genome assembly. NCBI's taxonomy places the organism in Eukaryota, Fungi, Ascomycota, Pichiomycetes, Serinales, Debaryomycetaceae.
AUGGAAGUCGAUCACAAGCUGGACGGACCUAGAAUCACCAUCAGACAGGCAGAAAGAGACAGGGUGGACUUCAUAAUGAAGGAUGUGGACUUGUCAGUCGCCAACUCCAUCCGUCGAUCGAUGCUUGCAGAAGUGCCCACAUUGGCUAUCGAUUCUGUCGAAAUCGAGGUCAAUACGUCGGUGUUGGCAGAUGAAUUCAUCUCGCAUAGAUUGGGGUUAAUCCCGUUGAUCAGUGAAGGGAUAGAUCAGUUAUCUUAUACCCGUGACUGUACGUGCUUGGAGUACUGUGCCAAUUGCUCGGUCAAGCUUGAGUUAACUGCCAAGUGUGACACGGAUCUGACCAUGAACGUUUACUCCACGGACCUUGCAAAGUUUCAUAACGGUUCCAAGUUGGGGGAUCCUGUUGUACGCGACCACCCCCAUAACAAGGGUCCACUAAUCUGUAAGCUCAGAAAGCACCAGGAGCUCAGACUCACGUGUAUCGCCAAGAAGGGGAUCGCCAAGGAACACGCCAAGUGGUCUCCCUGUGCAGCUGUUGGGUUCGAGUACGAUCCUUGGAACAAGUUGAAGCACACAGAUUAUUGGUACGAAGAAGAUGCGGAAGCUGAAUGGCCCAAGCUGGCCAACUGUGAGUGGGAAGAAGCUCCAGACCCAGAUGCCAAGUUUGACUACACUGCAAAGCCAGACACCUACUACAUUGAUGUGGAAACGGUGGGGAAUUUGCCUCCAGACGAAGUUGUUUUGAAGGGAAUCGAGACCUUGCAGUUGAAGUUGGCUGGUAUCUCUAUGGAGCUAAACAAAGACGGUAUAGAAGCCAGUGGAGCCAACGCUGGAGGUUUCACAACGUAUGGAAGAUCUCCAGGAGGAAAUACUCCUGGCGGCAACAGCGCAUAUGGAUCCGGAGGAUUUGGAAAUUCAUCAUGGAACUAA